Capsella rubella is the source of this 1421-nucleotide messenger RNA. RefSeq names its product aspartate aminotransferase, cytoplasmic isozyme 2. Gene Ontology annotation, cellular component: mitochondrion. The record is from RefSeq and is a predicted model, not a curated record. Bases 54 to 1274 code for a protein of 406 amino acids. Lineage: Eukaryota; Viridiplantae; Streptophyta; Magnoliopsida; Brassicales; Brassicaceae. Gene Ontology annotation, biological process: amino acid metabolic process; biosynthetic process. Gene Ontology annotation, molecular function: L-aspartate:2-oxoglutarate transaminase activity; pyridoxal phosphate binding. The transcript is spliced from 12 exons.
AGGAUGUUUUGUUUUUGUCAAACUCAUAUCAUCAACCGAUUCAAUCGUUUCACAUGAGUUCCAUCUUAUCAAGCAUCCUUCCUGCUCCCGAAGAUCCCGUUCUCAGUCUUAUUUUUGGUUUUAGAGAUGACCCUAGUCCGGUUAAGUUGAAUUUAGGCGCAGGUGCCUAUCGGACUGAGGAAGGAAAGCCUCUUGUUCUUGAUGUUGUAAGAAGAGCAGAGCAACAUUUAGCUAACGACCUGUCGAAGAACAAGGAGUAUCCACCCUUUAGUGGACUUCCUGAUUUUAAUAUAUUGAGUGCAAAGCUCAUCUUAGGUGAUGAUAGUCUUGCAUUGAAAGAGAAAAGAGUUGUUACAGUCCAGUGUUUGUCUGGUACUGGUUCUUUGAGAGUUGGAGCUGAGUUUCUAGCAAAACACAACCAACAACUUACUGUGUUUCUUCCCAUCCCAACUUGGGAAAAUCAUCUAAGUAUUUUUACUAUGGCGGGUUUAUCUGUAAAUCAUUUCCGAUAUUAUGACCCGAAAAGCCGAGGACUCGAUUUCAAAGGCCUACUUGAGGAUCUUGGCAGUGCACCGUCUGGAGCGAUAGUGGUCUUGCAAGCUUGUGGGCAUAACCCUACAGGAGUUGACCCAACACUCGAACAAUGGGAACAUAUUAGGCAAAUAGUGAGAUCUAAAGGCUUGUUACCCUUCUUUGAUAGUGCAUAUCAGGGUUUUGCUAGUGGUAGCCUUGACUUAGAUGCACAAGCGGUUCGUAUGUUUGUUGCUGAUGGAGGUGAAUGUUUGAUAGCUCAAAGUUAUUCCAAAAAUUUGGGUCUCUAUGGGGAGCGUAUUGGCGCUCUUAACAUUGUGUGCGAGUCAGAAAAUGUGGCUAGGAUAGUUGAAAGCCAAGUGAUACUUGUCGUGAGACCAAUGUAUCUCUGCCCACCUAUCCAUGGAGCAUCCAUUGUUACCACAAUUCUUAAAGACAGUGAUAUGUACAAGGACUGGACCAUUGAGCUGAAAGGAAUGGCUGACCGCAUAAUAAGCAUGCGUCAACAGUUAUAUGAAGCCAUAAAGGCUAGAGGCACACCUGGCGAUUGGAGUCACAUUGUUAAACAUAUUGGAAUGUUUACUUUUACCGGAUUGAAUGAGGAGCAAGUUCGCUUCAUUGCCAAAGAAUAUCACAUUUACAUGACUUAUGACGGGAGGAUAAGCAUGGCAAGUCUAAGUUCGAACACAGUGCCUCAACUCGCUGAUGCUAUACAUGCUGCUGUUACUCGCAUCUCCUACUAAGUUUGUGGUUCGUUCUUUGUUGUUCUUUGAACAACACAAGUUGUAUUAAAACUUCGAUAUUGGUUCACAUCAAUUACAUAAGAGAGCACUAAGAAAUCACAUAUGAUGGUUGAUUCAUAUACAACAAACCAAGUUUGCAAAACAAAA